AUGCGCCCAGGGCAGGGCCUGCUGCCAUUGGAAAAGGCACCUCUGGUUUGCAGCCUGCUGCUUCAGGCCCCUCCCGGGGAGUUUGCCCAGGUCGUCCAGGACCUCCGGGCGCUGGUGCAUGAUGAGGAGCUGCUGAGGCGCGAGGCCGCCCGUGUCGGGGCCUGGCACAGCAAAAACCAUUUCCCUCCAGUCCAAAUUAAUGAGCACACCGUGCUGGUGACCCGUUACAACGAUUUAGGUGGAAACCGCUUCUUUGACCCUCAGGACAAGCUGUCUUUUGCGUUUUACCACCUGAGCGGGGUGGCCAGCGAGUACCGCCUCCACGACGUGCUGCUCGAUGAGGGGGAGCUGCAGAGAGGGGCCCUCCACAAGGGCCUGAAGGAGUACGUGAGCUGCCACUUCCCCACCGGCAACUGCUGUGUCUUCCGAAAAAACGCGAGGAAGACGCAGAUCUUUGUGGCCUGCAUCGAGGCUCAUCAGUACCAGCCUUCGGGAUGCUGGAAUGGCCUCUGGAAGUCCGACUGGACUCUUGCCCUGACUCCAGUUACCACUCAGGUUACGGGGAUCUUCCUCCUCCAAAUGCACUACUUCAACGGUGCCAACCUCCAUGUAACGGUCAGUAAGUCUGUGAGCGAACCGCUCAAUGUGACGGACCAAAGUCAGCUUUCCAUAGAUUUUGUGAAACUUGUGAAAGCUGAGGACACCAAGUUGCAUAUGGCCAUCCUGGAAAACAUGCAGGCCUUGUCAGAGGAUAUAUGGGGGAAAAAUCUGCGGAGGAAACUCCCUAUCACUCGUACUUUUAUAAACUGGAAUAGACUGCUGAAUGAGCAGCCUCUGUAG
This is a messenger RNA of Rhea pennata, 840 nucleotides long. RefSeq names its product capping actin protein of muscle Z-line subunit alpha 3 (gene CAPZA3). Gene Ontology annotation, molecular function: actin filament binding. Gene Ontology annotation, biological process: barbed-end actin filament capping; actin cytoskeleton organization. The transcript has a single exon. NCBI's taxonomy places the organism in Eukaryota, Metazoa, Chordata, Aves, Rheiformes, Rheidae. Gene Ontology annotation, cellular component: actin cortical patch; F-actin capping protein complex. The record is from RefSeq and is a predicted model, not a curated record. The coding region runs from base 1 to 840 and encodes 279 amino acids.